AUGGCCUCUCAAAUUUCACCGAGUCAAAUGAAGGCUGAUGUCGACAAUCGCCUAGUCAACAACUCUCGAAACCCAAGCAGCUGUCCUUGCGGCUGGUAUGUCUACUACUCGGCUGUCUGUGGGCAUGUGUACCAGGAGGUCAAGUUCCAAUGCGGUGCAUACGAAGACAUAGAAUACGCAGGCGGCAAUAAGCCCAUACCAUCCGGUCGAGGUAGGUUCUGCAAAACCACGGCACCGAAAAAUAUCGUCCAGGGGGUGCAGAUCAACGAAAAGUGCCCGUAUUGCUGA
This is a messenger RNA of Penicillium vulpinum, 288 nucleotides long. RefSeq lists its product as uncharacterized. Lineage: Eukaryota; Fungi; Ascomycota; Eurotiomycetes; Eurotiales; Aspergillaceae. The record is from RefSeq and is a predicted model, not a curated record. The transcript has a single exon. Bases 1 to 288 code for a protein of 95 amino acids.